CAGCUCUCUCAGUGAGUUAUGACGUGCUCAGAAAUACACACACCAUUUUCACCCGUGCCACUAAAUUUUAUAUCAAACCACGUGAAGCUUAGUCACGCAUGUUCUCCGGCCGGGGACGCUACAGUGAUAAAAAUUCGCCCAGCCAAUAUCCAGACGCAUAAAUCCGCAAUAAUUAUAUAACAAGUCAAACUUCUUGUGAUACCGCCAAUAUCAAUUGACGCUCGCGACCAACUUGACUUUUCGCGCGCUUUCCCCGCCCGCCAUCUUGAGAUUGGGCGUUUUUUCGAGUUUUCCGGAAAGGCAGCGGCAGUAGGCUGGGUGACCGAGACCCUCGCGACCCUCGCUGGUACAUCGACUCCAGCUACGCAUCAUCACUUAAAGUCUCCCUGCGACUCCCCACCAGACAGUUUUUAGAAGAUUUUUAUCAGCCGUGGUUUCAACAGCAAGAUCUUAGGAGAUACAUAAUGGCGGAGGUAAAGAUGCCGAGCGGACACAUCGACCAGCCGGUCAUUGAGGACAACCACGAUGGCACUGUCAGCAUCAAGUAUGACCCUCGGGAGGAGGGCGUGCACGAGCUCUACGUCAAAUAUAAUGGCGAGCAUGUCCAGGGUUCCCCCUACAAGUUCCAUGUGGACUCGAUCCCCUCGGGCUACGUGACGGCAUACGGCCCUGGGCUGAUCAGCGGAGUCAGUGGUGAACCAAGUCAGUUUACCAUCAGCACCAAGGGCGCUGGUGCUGGGGGACUGUCCAUGGCUGUGGAGGGGCCUAGCAAGGCUGAGAUCACCUGUCAUGACAACAAGGAUGGCACGGUGGCAGUAUCCUACUUGCCGACCGCCCCUGGAGAGUAUAAAGUCUCCGUCAGGUUCGGAGACAAGCACAUCAAGGGAUCGCCUUUCACUGCUAAGGUGACGGGUGAGGGUCGCAAGAGGAACCAGAUCUCUGUAGGCAGCUGCAGCGAGGUCACUCUGCCGGGGAAAGUCGCCGAUACUGACAUCAGAGUCCUCAAUGCCUCUAUUCAGGCGCCAUCGGGCCUGGAAGAGCCCUGCUUCCUGAAGCGCCUGCCAUCCGGCAACAUCGGCAUCAGCUUCACUCCCCGUGAGGCUGGCCAGCACAUCGUCUCCGUGAAGAAGAUGGGUAACCACAUCCAGAAUUCUCCCUUCACCAUCACCGUGCAGAGUCAGGAAGUUGGUGACGCUAAGAAAGUUAAGGUUUCUGGCACCGCUCUGAAGGAAGGCAAGACUCACUGUGAGAAUACGUUUUCCGUGGACACCAGGAACGCUGGCUACGGUGGUCUCUCACUCUCUAUUGAAGGUCCUAGUAAAGCGGAGAUCCAGUGCGCCGACACGAAAGACGGAGUGCUCGGAAUCGGCUACAAGCCAACUGAGCCCGGAUACUACAUCAUUAACCUCAAGUUUGCCGAUCACCAUGUUGAGGGCUCGCCAUUCACUGUCAAGGUGACUGGUGAAGGCAGCAAUAGACAGAGAGAGAAGAUCCAGCGCCAGCGCGACCAGGCGCCUUUGACUGAAGUUGGCACCAACUGCAAACUCACCUUCAAGAUGCCUGGCAUCACAUCCUUCGAUCUUGCGGCUACCGUCACCAGCCCAGGAGGCGUAUCUGAAGACGCUGAAAUCCAAGAGGUAGAAGAUGGCCUCUACUCCGUGCACUUCGUUCCAAAAGAGCUGGGAGUCCACACUGUCUCCGUCAAAUACCGGGAGAUCCAUAUUCCAGGAUCUCCCUUCCAAUUCACCGUGGGCCCGCUCCGCGACUCAGGCUCCCACUUGGUGAAGGCUGGUGGUACUGGCCUAGAGCGCGGGGAGGCCGGUCGCUUCAACGAGUUCAACGUCUGGACCCGUGAGGCGGGAGCUGGUCAACUGGCGAUAUCGCUGGAGGGGCCCAGCAAGGCCGAGAUCGACUUCAAGGAUAGGAAGGACGGGUCCUGCGAUGUGUCAUACAAGGUCGAUGAGCCUGGUGAAUACCGCAUCGGCCUGAAGUUCAACGAGCAGCACAUCCCUGACUCCCCGUUCAAGGUGUACAUCAGUCCAGCGGUGGGCGACGCAUAUCUACUUGAGGUGGCGCAGUUCCCCGACUCGGCCCAGGUGGAGAAACCCGCCCAGUUUUAUAUUAGGAUGAACGGAGCUAAAGGAGAGCUUGAUGCUAGGGUGGUCUCCCCCUCCGGCAAGACGGACGACUGCUUCAUCCAGAACAUCGACGGGGACCAGUACAGCAUCAGGUUCAUGCCGCGUGAGAACGGUGUCCACAACAUCAACGUUAAGUUCAACGGAGUCCAUAUUCCGGCGUCUCCUCUUAGGAUCAAGGUUGGCAAGGAUGACGCUGACCCUGCAGCUGUACAUGCCCAUGGUCCUGGUCUGCAACAGGUUAAGACCGGUGUGAAGACGGACCUGAUCAUCGACACCUGCAACGCCGGCGCCGGUCAACUCGCCGUUACCAUGGACGGUCCCUCCAGGGUUGCCAUGGAUUGCACUGAAGUUGAAGAGGGAUACAAGGUGAGGUACACGCCUCUGGCUCCUGGCUUCUACUUCAUGAGCAUCAAGUACAACGGUCACCAUAUCGUCGGUUCACCAUUCAAGAUCGAAUGUACCGGCAACAACUUAGCGGAGAUCGGUGCUCAAGAGACGUCUUCGGUGACAGUCGAGACGGUGCAGAAGGUGUCGAAGGCUGGUCAGAAGCAGGGCCCAGUGUUGCCACAUUUCAAAUCUGACGCUUCCAAGGUCACCAGCAAGGGUAUGGGCUUGAAGAAGGCGUACCUCAACAAGCACAACCAGUUCACCGUACAUUGUGGUGAUGCAGGCAACAAUAUCCUAUUCGUCGGCAUCUACGGCCCCAAGGGUCCUUGUGAUGAGGUCCAGCUCAAGCAUAAGGGUAAGAACAAUUACGAGUGCUGGUAUGUAGUCAGGGAUAGGGGAGAUUACAUCGUCAUCGUCAAGUGGGGCGAUGAGCACAUCCCCGGCUCUCCUUACAAGGUUGACGUCUAAGUUGAAAAGUUUUACAGUGGCGUGUGGGGUUUGAAGAUUCUAGAUUUGUGAAAAAAGGGUCAAUUUGGUUUAAAUUUUUUUGAAUGUUAUAUUUAAAACAUCAUUAUUUUUCAUUAAGAAUAUAAUUAUAUGAUGAAUAAAAAUCAGAAAAUGUGGUGUCUCGAUAUCAAGAUAAGAAUUAAUUUAGUGAUGUAAGUAUUAAUAUUUGCGCUAGCAAUUUGUUAUUUGCAAUUGGAGUUGAAAGCUCAUGAAUUAUUUUAAAAAUGUUUGGGUAUUUCUAGUCAUUUUAUUACUUACUUAGAUUAAUUUUCUGGAAAAAAGCUCAGAAUUAAGUGGAUUUUAGCGAAAAAAAAUACCAAUAAUUUGGUUGAAUGAUUUUGGCGAUAAAAAACUCCCCAUACGCUGCUAGUAGGAUUUAAGAAAAAGUGUUUUUUGAUAUUUAAUAAUUUAGUUUUGAAUGGACAAAAUUAUUAAUAUCAAAUAAAUAAUUUAGUUUAGUAAUUGGAUUGUAAAAAGGUAAAUUGAUGUUGUAGGUUCGGAAAUUAUGUAUUUGACUAUUUAUUAUCCAUUCUGGAAGAUCUCUUGGUAUAUAAAAUGACAUUAUUUAUGUGGUUCCACCUUUUCGCAAUCCAAUCGAACAUUUGUAUUGUGUUUCAUGUUUUCUUGUUCCUUUCUUAUAAAUAAUUGAAUAUUUUCAUAUUUAUACUGUCGGCAUUCGCAAGUCUAACAAUCAGGUUAUCCAAUGCGUCGUAUUUAUUGAAUAUUCAUAUAUUUUUGAGACAUUUUAUAUGAUUCUCGUUUAGUUUUUAGGGCGACUAAAUGACAAUACAUAUAAAGUAUGAUAAUAAAUAUUCCCUUUUACUUUUAAGUACAGUAAAGGCGCAACUUGCUUCAUUUAAAAUGUCAGCGAAUUUUGCUUUUAAUAAGUCUUGUUUAUUAAUUAUCUAUUUUAGUCUGGUUUUACAAUUCUUCUACAUCUUUUUUCAGUAAAAGUCUUAAAAUGAUAGAAGAAUAAAUUGUCCAAAAUUCGCAGUAUUUUAGAUUGAGACUGUCACAGAUCGUAGAUUUCUAUAUCACAAUUUUUACAAACUGGCAGUAUCGUUUUCUUUUCGUAUGUUUAAAAUCUGCUUUAUAUGAUAGUUUCUGUAACUUGUUGUGCCUUUAUCCCUUUUUGAUAUUUAGUUAAGGGUAAUUAAUUAUUCUGCUUUCUAAUUUUUGAAUGGUUUGUGCUGUAUGAAUUCUUUUACCUACGUAGGUAGAAUCACCCCGUAUAUUGUAAAUACCUAUUUUAAGUAUUUAAUAUAAUGUAUUUUGCGACUGUUAACUAAAUAAAAAGAGGAAAGUUC
Molecule: messenger RNA, 4339 nt
Organism: Pectinophora gossypiella (pink bollworm)
Lineage: Eukaryota; Metazoa; Arthropoda; Insecta; Lepidoptera; Gelechiidae
Gene: cher
Product: filamin-A
Exons: 20
Coding region: 465-2993 (842 amino acids)
Biological process (GO): actin cytoskeleton organization
Molecular function (GO): actin filament binding
Source: RefSeq, a predicted model, not a curated record